AACGUCGCGUAAAUGAGAGGAAACGGUUAACAAGGAACAGUUCUGUUUUUAAAAUGGAUAAUACAUCGCUUUAUCACAUACGUAUGUGAGGAGACUGGACGCUGACCUUCAUAUUUAAUCUGAUUCCAAGCAAACUCCUCUCUUGAUACAGGCGCUGACGGAUUUUCCUUGUGGUGUGCUAGCAGGACCCUUUCUAUAAAAGAGCUUUAAAAACACCGACAACUGUCAACUCGGCUGUCAGAAGGCGUUUAUAAUCGUAUCCUUAUGCAUUUCUAAACGCUUUAUGGCUUGACUUCACUACCAGCAGAAGCAGUGAUGUGGAUAUGAAGACUGAUUACUAGCUGUAAUUUAACCAGAACUGUACAGAAUUGUAAUCUACCAGCGAACAAAACCCGGUCUAUUAUUGAUCUUACCUAUAUAUACACAUCCUAAAGACAACGUCCUUGGGGUAGUAUUAAGUGCAUCAACAGCAAACUACCGUUAGACAUCUCCGUCUGUAGAUUGGUUGCUCGAUGCUAAGGAGGAUGUUUAUACAGCACAACUUGCUAACUGAUAUUAUGUAGCCAACAACUGGAUGACGCUUCCGCUGAGUUUCAAUAUGAUAUAUCUGCAUGACAGGAGGCGCUUGAUAUUUUAGUAGGAGCAGAGAGAGAUAAUUAAUUAUGUGCUUACGAUAGCUGUGUAAUUCGUGCUAUCGGUCACCAUCACUGCUUAUAAUUUUGGGGGCUUGUAGUUUGAAACACCCGUGAUCCACUGACCUCUUAGGCAAUGGCGGUUGUUGGGGUCAGUGUGUUGUCCCGGGAUCAGGUGCCGUCUGUAUCCUCCAACUCUUCACGCACUGAUGUUGAUACCAGGGGCUGCUCCAACGGGGUCUUCAUGGACACCUUUGGCAUCUUCCUGCAGGGCCUGCUGGGAGUGGUGGCCUUCAGCACACUUAUGUUGAAACGCUUCAGGGAGCCUAAACACGAACGGAGACCCUGGAUAAUCUGGUUUCUGGACACCUCCAAACAGGCCAUAGGGAUGCUGUUCAUUCACUUUGCUAAUGUCUACCUGUCUGACCUCACAGAGGAGGACCCAUGUUCACUAUACCUCAUCAACUUCCUAUUGGAUGCGACGCUGGGUAUGCUGGUAAUCUAUGGCGGCAUAAAAGCUGUGAGCGUCGUGGUUGAAUGGAGACAAUGGGACUCGUUACGAUUUGGAGAGUAUGGCGAGCCAGUGCAGUGCAGUGCCUGGGCGGGUCAGUGUGCUCUCUAUAUCCUCAUCAUGAUGUUUGAGAAGGUCAUGAUCAUGCUGGUCCUCCUCAUCCCACAAUGGAAGAAGCUGGCUACACUCAACCCUAUUACGAACCCUCAUCUGGAGCUAGCUAUCGUCAUGCUAAUUGUCCCAUUUUUCGUGAACGCUCUGAUGUUCUGGGUAGUAGAUAACUUCCUAAUGAAGAAGAGCAAAACAAAAGCCAAACUGGAGGAGAGAGAGGUGGGAGAUGAUCCUCGCGGCAAUAGCAAAGUGCGCUACAGACGGGCCCUCUCACAUGAUGACUCUGAAUCAGAACCAGUAAGUUUGCAAUCUAAUGAAGCAGGCGUGUCUUUGAGAAUGGUCUACGCUGAUUGUUCCGGCAUGCAAAACAUUAGCACAUCCGGUUAUGAACUCUAGAUUCUGUUCUCUGCAGAUGACGAAAUGGAGGAUUCAGAUGGUGACGACGAUGUACGAAGACUCACAGGGCUCAAGCCUGUUAAGAAAAAGAAACACCGGCUUGGUAUACAAGUCUGAGUUGCAAUGUAGACUUGAGGCCUCCUUCACUCCCAUGACACCCACCUCUUUUACCUGAGCUUUACACCUGAACGUGGAUCAGCAAAUGGUGGGCGUAAUGACUAUAAACUUUAAACAAGUUGCAUGGGAGCAAUUUUACAAUGAAUUCAUAAAAGGACUAGGGUAUAGUCUGUCACAAACUCUUUGGAUUUACACCCAUGCAUACACAUAAGAGGUGCCUCCUAUUUGGAGACAUAGUUGAGGUAUGUGGAAGGUGAUGAGGAUUUCUGAGCAGCCUGUUGGGGAUGAUUGGACCACAGAAUAUUUUUAGUCAGUCUGAUUUUUGCACAUUUACAAUCUGUAAUGUGCUGCUUUUUAAAGCCUAUGCAUGAUCGCCUCUUGUGGUCCUACAUCGGAUGUACAACAGUGGGAGAUCUUGGUUACAACAUCUCCCCUAUGCAUCUAUCCAGCCUUUAUACUGAGAAACAAAUUUAAACCUUUCAUUAUGUUUUAUUCCAGGUGUCCAUCUACCUUUACAAAUAACACGCUACUCAGAUAAGUACCUUAGACAUAUGUAUGUGACUGCAAUGCUUGCAUAGCCAAACUGGUCAAGGUUAAAGCACAUUUGCAAGUGUAGCUGUAGAGUUUAGUUGUUUUCGGAAUUGCGCUGAUAAAUGUUAAGGAACAGGAUUUGCCAGCAGCAUUACAAGCCCCUGAUGUUAUAAUACGGCUGGGUACGGUCUGUUUGCAUUGUCUUGGUUUAACCUUUAGUCAACAAACAGAGACGAGUCAAUGAGAAGGGUACAUAAAUCGUGAAUUUGUGAUGGCAUGAUUGUCAGAUUGUUUUUUACUGUUAUGAAUGUAUUUGUUGUUAAGUCUUUUGUUUCCCCUCACCUUUUUGCUACUCAUUCCAGGGUAGAUGCUUUGGUACAGGAUGCUUUAGUAACCUCUUGCACAGUUCUGUGCUUCAUUGUGGUCUUUGUGUCGUUUAUGCAGUAUAACCUUUGGGAUGUGUAUGUCUUGAAGUACAACAACUUGUCUGUCUAACACUAAUCUAAAUGGUAUUUGUUCCAAAUUGUUUCUCCCAACACUUUUUUUUUCUCUAUUGAGGACUUGGUUUAAUUCCAAAACUAAAGCACAGACACUUUCAGAGUGAUGCCUUUGUACCAUGCACUCUGCAGUAUCGAGUGCAUGUCUCAGAUUAUUGUUUAUAUUGCUUAUUCUGAAGAAUGAGAAAUGAGGAAGAUGCCUGAAGGUUUUCAUUCUUGGAUUAGGAUGUUUUACAGAGAUAACUUUUCUGUACACUUUUGGCCUUGAGUGGCAGUGAGAGAAUUGUGAGUAGAACCAACCAUAUUUCCAGCAUGUUAACUGACAUUAAUAGACCAAGACUGUGUGAAUGACCAUACUAUGUUUGCAUACAAUACAUGUUUGUCUGUGUGCGUUUUUACAGGGAUACGUACAUUUGAAACCAGGCUUUCUGGGUCAGGCCUGCUGGAAGAAUAUUGUUACUUAUAAUGAGGAUUUUGUCUUGAUGGAAAUGUUACUGCCUUUCUCCAGGUUGACUCCAAUUUCUGUUCGAUUUGGUGGUGAGAGAAAUAACCAAAUAUGAAAUGGAGAGGGUUUUUAAGUACUAAACUAUAUUAGAUUAUUAAAAUGACUGACAAAUUGUGAUCUUGCAUUACUAUGUAUGCGUUUUUCAAUAAACAAAGUAAAAAUAGCUAUUUGUGUGUGUGUUCUUUUACACUUAUGUAUAUUAUUCUGUAACAUCUCUUCCAUGCCUAUUUUGACAUAUCAAAUUCUAGUAAAUUCUAGAGACUGUUGUGCAUGAAAAUCCCAGGAGAUUUUACACUUUCUUGCUCCUUAGACUUAGAAUUUAAGUCCUAAUGUAAUGAUCCAGAUUGCUGAAAGUUCCACAUUUAGGGUCAAUUUAUAAUGGGAAUGGUUUGAGUCUUAGUGUUUAAACUUUUUGGGGGUUACCAUGGUAAAUAUAGUGUGCAUGCAGAAUAUUUCAGGUUCAAUUUUGGGUUGAUUAUCUCUGGAGGGGGACCAGAUGGAAAUUUUCACACACAUAAGUCCUCUAUGGUACCAUUCUGCUGUAAAAAAAAAAAAACAGUUUGAGAUUCCACUGGUUACAGAGCUAGGGUUAGUAGAAAUCUGGGGAAAAACCUACUUUAUUCAUGCAUUUUGAGAAAUGAACAGAUGGCUUUAGUGUAAAAAAAUUAUAAUAAAAUGUUCAGUUCACAUCGGCAGCAUCAUUGGUGAAACUUCUCAGGUAUACCAAGAUAUUUCAGAGAAAUUAAUAGAAUGAUUGAAGAAGGUCUUUGACCAAAACGAUGUAAGCUAAUAAAGGUUUACAAGCAAUACAACAUUGUGCAGGUCUUUUUAAAUGUUUUCCAUUGUAUUGUGUCCGCACCUGCCUGCGACAUGUUUACAUAUAUGUUUAAAAACAUAUGCACUUACCAUAUAUCAACUGAAUAUGAUUUAUCACUAGAUUAUGAAACCUAAAUUAUAGAGCUCACAUGAAAUGAAGAAAUUGUCCAACAAGUCACGUUAUAGAAGGCAUUCAUAUUUUUGUUUAACACAAACUGCAUCUUUCUACAAACUUUCCAAGCCAAGCAAUUCAGCUGGUAAAGCGAUAUAAAAUUAAAGCUACACUAUGUAAGAUUUUUUGUUAGA
This is a messenger RNA of Xyrauchen texanus (razorback sucker), 4422 nucleotides long. RefSeq names its product store-operated calcium entry regulator STIMATE-like. Gene Ontology annotation, biological process: activation of store-operated calcium channel activity. The transcript has 9 exons. Gene Ontology annotation, molecular function: calcium channel regulator activity. The record is from RefSeq and is a predicted model, not a curated record. Gene Ontology annotation, cellular component: membrane; cortical endoplasmic reticulum. Lineage: Eukaryota; Metazoa; Chordata; Actinopteri; Cypriniformes; Catostomidae. The coding region runs from base 769 to 1650 and encodes 293 amino acids.